AGUAAAAAUUCUGACUCUAUCACUAAUUAGAAUGACUAAAAUUCCCUUAUUUUUCGUUAAAGUGGGUUAGAGUCUCGCAUUGGUUGGAGAAUAGUAUGUAAUAUGCUUAUAUGAUCUUGGAAAAUCCUAUGAUGAGCCAACUUUUGAGAUUGAGUUAGGUGUUAGGUUCAUUUAACAUUAUAUUAGAGCCCGGUUCGUUCAUGUUUGGCUCCCGAUCUGCACUACAAUUGGACCUGGGCGUGAAGAGGGGUGUUAAAAUGGGUUAGUGUACCUAGUUGGAAAAUGGGCUGCUGAUAUGCUUCUAUUGACUUGGGUAAUCAUCUCCUCGUGAGCUAGCUUUUGGAGUUGAGUUAGACUCAAGUUCCAUUUAACAAUUUUCUAGCAAAAACUUAUAAAUUUAGAGGGUGUCUGUUUAAGCUUAUAAGCUGGUCAAAUUAACUUAUACGCACUUUUUAGCUUAUCUACGCGUUUGGUAAAUCCCAUUUCCUUAUAAGAAUUGUUUCCUCUAUGUUCCUUCUUUAUUCCUUCUCUAAUCUCUAGCACUCUUUCCAUGCUCAAGAAAACAAAGUGAUUUUCAUUCUCUAGCUAGAAUGACUAUUUGAACCUAUACAUAAAAAGAGUUGUAAUAACUCUUAGAAGGAAAUUUUGCACGCUGUUUUGGAGGUAUCAUGUUCUGUUAGAUCAUGUGCCUGGUCACCGGGAGGAUGCAAAUUGUUGGCAGCAGCUUGCUCUGAUGCCAGCACUGCCAUUUGGAAAGAUGUCGGUGUUCAUUCCUAUGAGAGUAUCUACACUUUUAAGUGAUGACCUUACCAUGGAGAUAUGGAGUUGUGAGACGGAGAGAACUGUGGAGAUUUGGUCACAUGCUUGCACUCUAUCUGGAUAUCAUGAUUUCGCAGUUGACUGGUUGUGGGAAUUACACCAUGCGCCACUUAAUGAGGCAGAAAACCCAGAAAUAUUUGCGAGUGUAGGAGCUGAUGACGCUGUACGUGUGUUUAUCGAGAAUAAGGACAAUGAGGUUGAUGAACUUACAUUUAAACUACUUUUGAAGAAGGAGAAGGCUCAUGAAAUGAACGUAAAUUCUCUGAAAUGUCACGCUGGGGAUAAAAGGUUUUUGGCGUCAGCCAGUGAUGAUGGAACAGAGAAGAUAUGGGAGUUCGUUUGCCCUUCGCCUCAGUGGCAGGGCUAGACUUUUGUUCAAGUGGGUUCGAAUUACAAAGAACCAGGAUGACAAUUGAUAAUAGUAAUAAUCAUCAUUUUUUCUUCUUUUUAUUCUCAUUAUAUCCAUAAAAAGUUGUUUUGAGGUGAUAUUUCUAAUGUAACGUAUACUCUAUUAAGUUUUUAUCUACUAAGAAAAUUUUCCACAUAUUUUCAAUUUAGCAUGUUACUUAUUACUCUUAGAUAUAACAAUUA
Molecule: messenger RNA, 1410 nt
Organism: Solanum dulcamara
Lineage: Eukaryota; Viridiplantae; Streptophyta; Magnoliopsida; Solanales; Solanaceae
Product: protein CIA1-like
Exons: 6
Coding region: 734-1186 (150 amino acids)
Biological process (GO): iron-sulfur cluster assembly
Cellular component (GO): cytosolic [4Fe-4S] assembly targeting complex
Molecular function (GO): protein binding
Source: RefSeq, a predicted model, not a curated record